Messenger RNA from Neolamprologus brichardi, 3274 nucleotides. Lineage: Eukaryota; Metazoa; Chordata; Actinopteri; Cichliformes; Cichlidae. The record is from RefSeq and is a predicted model, not a curated record.
GAGUGAGAAGCGACAGAUAGUCAAAGCAGCCGACAACAUUUGGACAUUGUUUAAGUUUGUGAGGACUUCUCGGUGACAGUUUGGAACUUUUUCUUCUUCUGAUAUCACCAUGACACUGUCACCCGCGCGCGAGCGUCGCGAUAAACACGGUUUAAGGCCUGUGGAGCGGAAGUGAGAGAAGAGAGAAGUUGUUGAGGGGGUGAAAGAAGAAAAAAAAGGUGAUUUUCUUCUGUCAAGUUCAAGUCCAGUUUCAUCUUUGUGGAGGACGGCGGGCUUUAGCGUUUUUGGGGGGCAUGGACACCCACGUUAAGGAGGGACAGCUUUAUGUGCAACACCAAAAGUUUGGAAAGAAAUGGAAGAAGAACUGGUUCGUCCUCUACCCUGCCAGCCAAAAUGGCAUCGCCCGCCUCGAGUUCUUCGACGCUCCUGGUGGUGGAGGUGGAGGUGGCGGAGGCUCCGUAGGCGGGUCCAAUGAGAAGACCAGGAAGCUGGACAAGAAGAUCAUUCGCUUGUCCGAGUGCAUUUCCAUCCUGCCUGCACUGACGGAGAGCUGCCCCAAAGACAACAUGGCAGCGUUUUGUGUGGAAACAAACGAUAAGACGCACGUGUUUUCAGCAGAAAAGGCUGUUGCCAAGGAUUGGAUGGAUACCAUGUGUGACAUUGCAUUUCAGGGCGGAAGUGGCAGCAGUACCAGCGGUGCUGUAGACUCUAAUGGAGGACCCCAGGACCUGCAGAUGGCCGAGAACCUCAUCUACUACUCCAGAGAGGAGGUAAAUUUAUUAUUCAGAUCUAAUCAGAAAACUUGAAAAUGAAGCGAAGUUCACUGGAAAAAGGAAGUGCUGGGACUUCUGUUGCUUCUGUUUCAUUUUGAAAUUUGUUCAAUCCCUUCUGUAACAGACACACUUAACUCUAAAUUAACCUUUUUUUUUUUCUUUUUCCAGGUCAUGUUUUCAUUCGAGGCGGGCCGACGGUGCGACUCAGGCCCUGGCACCUUCACCUUUGAGACCAAACAAGGGAACGAGAUCUUCAUACUGGUCGACCAGGCGAUCCAGUCACAGAAAGCUCUAGCUGAAGAGCGCCGCCUCAGCAGCCCUUUGAACUCUGAAUCAGACUGCCCAGCAUCGCUUCAACAUCUCCGCAAUACCAUUUCUGCCAGCAUGGCGACGGGAAGCGGCGACAGCAGCAGCUGCAGCAGUCGCGAGGCCGACGGGGAUUCGGGCGGGAGCAAACCAGGCUCGGCUGACGGCGUGCUUGGAAAGAGAGACGGAGGAGACGGAGGAAGGGUGCAAGGAGGUGGAACGGGACUUAAAGGGAGGAGUUUACCAGAGCCUCCAGGGAUGUUGGGGGUGUUGGGAGGUGCAGGGACACCUCCGCGGUCUCCCAAAGGACAUGUGGGCAAAGGUGUGUGCUUAGCUGAUGAAAGCACAGGCCUUUAUUCUGAACCAGCUGAUUCAGUCCGUUUGCCUCUGCAAAGCGCUGAUUGUCUCUAUUCUGACCCGGUGGACAGCAUCAAGGGUCAGAACCAAACCAGCAGCCCAUCCACAGCCACCGCUCCAGUGCCCACUCCACGCCAACGACCAGUAGGCGACGAUUCUGUGGGAGCGGGCGUCCAAGGGGAUCACCCGUCAGGCAGUAACCACAGGAAGCACCCAGAUCUGUACUCGCAUGUGUACGAUCAGAUCACUAUGGAUCUGAACGCACUGAGUCUGAACGGGGGUGUAGGGAAAGGACGAGGGGGAGGACGGGCGGUGAACAAUAGCAGGCGACCCCCAGGAGGUAACGCAGAAGGAGCUCCGUCACCUCCCGCCUCUUCCCAGGAGCACAUAUAUGACGAACCAGAGGGUUGUGCAAAAGGAAGCAUACCCGCUAGCUUAGGAAUGCUUUUUUAUGACAAAGCUCACGCGGAGCCUCACAGCCAGAGGAGACAAGAGGAGACGGUGACCCCGUCAGGACAGGAGGGGAAGCAGCCUCAGAGACAAUCCCCUCCCCAGUUUGGCCAGGGCCGUGGCACGCCACAGCCUCCGACGCCGCGGUUCCCCAAGCCCCUUACCGCUCCCAAGCCAGGCAGGGGUGGUUUUGCUCGUAAGGAGCCGGUUCCUCUGCCCCCUGGAAAACAUGGAGGUCCCGCCAAUAAUGUGAACAACAACAACAACAUUUGGGGUGGUGGUGAUAGUGGAGACAGGGGGAAAGUGGUGUACAGCAAAGUAUCAAAAUCGAAGGCUCCAGCUACUACUAUGUGGUACAGCCAGCACCAACAAGCACGGCUGAGAGCACCCGACAUCAUUUAUGACAACCUGGGAGAUAUUUGACACGAAUCGCUUUUUUCAAAGAGGUAAGAUGACGCUGAAAGACACAUUUUUGGUCAGUGCCUGCGGGCUUUUCCAAAGGACUGAGUGCAUUUCGCAUUUCUUCCGGCGGCAGACUGGAAUAAUGAUUUGAGACAGCGGAUUAGCUCACAGCCACGAGAAAACCACAACAUGGCUGUAUUUUUUGAAACAUGCUGUGCAGCUAUAGCAGGGCCACCCUGCGCUUGUGUGUGUUCCAGAAAGAGAGAGUGAGUGUUUGCCUGGUCAAACCCAUAAUUGGCGUACCCAAGCCGCAGUGUGGGCAAAGCCAGCCACUUCAUUUGAACGAACACACGCACACGCACACAUAAAGGAGCCGAAUGGAUGUGCCAACAAGAGUCUCUGCUUACGGGCUUGACUUGAAGAUGCUGGGAGAGUGGCUUGGCUCUUCUUUUCUCAACCGCUGUAGCUGCGAAGUGACCGAAGAACAUGUUUUUUUGCACUGCUGCUUUCUCCGUUUCUCUGAAAUGCGUGACGGACACAAGUCAUUGUUUGACAGUGAGACGAGGGACACACCAAAAGGAACCAGUCAUUGUCUGUUUAUGUUUUCCGGGCUGAUAUAUUCUCUCAAAUCUCACCAAAAUGGGAAGAUGGCUUUUUUCAGGCCAGGACACUAAUAUGAGAUGUGGUCGCACUGGAAGAGCCGCUGUUUAAAAAGGACAAAAAAUAGCAGCUGGUUUAGUGAAGCCUGAAAAGUGGAACUGUUAAGACGGCUUCAGAAUCACUGAAACAAUCUCGUGGCCAUUAAAUCACAACUUCCUGCACAAGUUUAAUAUUUGGUAAAAUCCUGUAUAUUUCUGUGUUUUCACAAACUAAAUAUGAAACUAAUCAGUCCUCCGCAGUGUAAUAAGUAUGUGUGUGUAUGUGUCCAAAAAAGCUGUGCUGUCUGUAAAUAUAACUAAUAAUAAAAGUGGCUCUACAAAUUUAAA